Messenger RNA from Cephus cinctus (wheat stem sawfly), 2343 nucleotides. RefSeq lists its product as uncharacterized. The transcript has 6 exons. The coding region runs from base 59 to 1714 and encodes 551 amino acids. NCBI's taxonomy places the organism in Eukaryota, Metazoa, Arthropoda, Insecta, Hymenoptera, Cephidae. The record is from RefSeq and is a predicted model, not a curated record.
GGUCAGUGAGUUCAGUGAGAGUGCCGUGUGCUUCCUCCGGUCUAGCGCGAAAUUCACAAUGCAGCUGUUGGCGCUCCUGAUGAUAUCAUGCUGCGCGAUGACACAGUCCGCCUCCCUUCAGGGUCCUUCCAAUCCAAAAGUCAGUCAAGCUCAAGAAGCAGAGAUACUGGAGAAGGCCGCAGCACAGCUUCAAAGGUUGGCUCCCUUCAAAAGGUCGACCGAUCCCGAGGUGGACCAUCAAGCCUAUUUCCCAUUCUCACCGGAAGAACUGCAGACGGAAUUCGAAAGAACGAAACGGUCGCACGAGUCUCAAACGUCCCUCGAUCCUCUGAACGAUGCGGAACUCGAACUCCUCGAUCAGGAAAGGAUAAAGAGAUCCGGCGGUUUCCUAUCGGGAAUCGCAAAUACAAUUCUUAGCAAAUUGGCCAGCGCUUCUGCAGGCGCCUCCAGUGGAGUCGCAGGCGCCAGCAGCGCGUCCAGCGGGAAGAGUCAUCCAGUCGAGAUCGUCGAAUACGGACCGCCGGUUCAAUCCUACGAUGACAAGUCCUUCGAUGUGUGGGCGUUCAAGAAGGCGAUUCUCAACACGCUUUUCCAAGCGCUUAAAGCCAUAAGCGGCGGCGCGAUCGCCCUUAAGGGUCAACUGAUCAAAGGGGGUGGUCACCUUAUCUCUGCCAAAGGCAGAAUAAUCAGCGCCAAGGGGGAGGCCAUAUCGUCCCUUGGCCGUCACAUAGCGAGCAGUGCUCUCUUGACUCCGCCAAAGAGCAGCCAUUCCCAUCCUGACUACACCUACGGCUCCCCGGCCGUCAUUAGCGGUCACGACGUCAGCUACGACGGUCCACCUCCCAGUGCUCACGGAUACUCAUCUUCCGGACCAUCAGCAUCCGCCUACGCCUCACCUUCGGACGACGAUGCUCAUGCGGGCCUACUGAUCCUGAAACCGAUCAAACCGGAGCACAAUCACGACGAAGACCAUUCUCAUCAAGACCAUCAUCAACUGGACUUGGACCCACGACAUCCCAGCUUGGCCGCCCUCGAGGAGAGUUUCGGUGGCUCCCCGAAGGGGAGCAAUUCCGCGACCUCCUCUAGCUCCCAAGGACACUCUUAUCAUCUAGAUGACGGUUACUAUAAGGAGCACAAGGACGAGCACCAAUACGAGCCAGCGACGAGCUACGGACUGCCUGAUCACUCGACGUUAAACAAAUACGAGGGCGAGAAGCUUCAGGACGCAAAUCACGAGCAUUCGAACAUCCAGGAUCAUCAAGUGGAUCAAGUGGAACCUCAGAAGAUUCAGUCCCUCGCCUCCCCCUUCGGUUCGCCCUCCCACGAAUAUCAACGACCCAACAGUCAACCGUCGCUAAGUAGCCAUUCGAAUUCCAUUCAACAGAUACAGUCGCUCCUCGAGACGCCCAACUCCCACCUGAAUCCCUACGAGUUGCCAAAAAUUCAGUCCUUUAACAACUUCAAUGCUCUGCCGUUUUCCGCUAUUCAAUUGGACGAACCUCUAAAGAUCCCGAUCAUCCCCGCGGCAAACAGUUGGUACGGAGAAAACGUUCCAAACAAUUUUCCCUCGAAUUUCGGGCAGCCCUCGAAGAUCCCUCUAGUUUCUCAACAGUCCUUUGUAAACGGUUACGGAGCAUUCAGGCGUCAAAGUGCUGUCGAAAUACAACCCUCCAUUGGCUUCGCUUUCAAGGAUACCAAGAUUCACAGGAUAUAGACUGAUUCCCAUCUGGACUCUGACAAUGAGUCAUCGGCCCAAGUGGUGUUUAGCUACGCGUACUAUCCGUGGGAGUCACAGUACAGCAAGACGGAUGGUCUAACUUCUUACUAGUGAAUCCUGCAAGGAUAAUGGACAAGAAAACAAACCGAGGAGAGAAGGACAGCGGAUGGCGACGUCGGAAGAACGAUGAGUUCUCUCUGGAUCGACAAAUGCAUUGCUUUUGUUUUCUGUUUUUUUUUCUUCUAUACUCAUUUCCUCGUAACUCGGAAGUUUGCUCAAACGAAAAUGCACACCGGCAAAGUCUAGAGAGACAAGGCAUCGAUACCAAUUGAUUGUACAUUAUUGAUUCCAUUUACAUGUGAAUUUUCUACACUUGCAUGUUUCGUCUUGAUCAGGCGAUACCGACGCAACAUAUUUAUUUUUCUAUUUUAAGAAGAACCGAAAGAUAUUACCCUCGUAUCUCGCAAAAUAUUACGAGAGGCAACAUCCUCUGAGGAUCGUACGAGAAUCAUUUUCCAGCAUUGACAGUUCCGAUUUAUACAUUUAUAUAUAAGUGAGCUUCAUAAGCAAAGGUGUAAAAAUAUGUUGUAAAGUUUAUUUUCUUUUAUAAUAAAAAAAAAAACAAG